GCAGUCAUAUGUACUACACCUCCAGGCCUUCCUAUCAUACAGCCCUACCGCACAACAAAGCUCCAGCAGCUCAUGACAGCCAUUCAGAAUGUAUUCCUCCCCGACCCUAAUGCGCCUGCUGAAGUGCGUCAGUGUUCCCGUUCUUUUUUUAGUCUUGAUACUACGUAUACUUAUGAUGGUCCUUUUUGUACGGCUAUACGAUGUUUACAGGGCCUGGCAUUUGCAUCCAUGCAUGAUUCUUAUUCGACGCACGCUAGCAACAUCGAGAUUUUGUCGAAAAUCAUCCCAGACACCUUCAUCGCGCUGCAUUUCUCGGACGUCCUU
Suillus discolor is the source of this 324-nucleotide messenger RNA. RefSeq lists its product as uncharacterized. The transcript has 2 exons. Gene Ontology annotation, molecular function: mitochondrial promoter sequence-specific DNA binding; DNA-directed RNA polymerase activity. The annotation marks the transcript as partial. Gene Ontology annotation, biological process: mitochondrial transcription. Gene Ontology annotation, cellular component: mitochondrial DNA-directed RNA polymerase complex. The record is from RefSeq and is a predicted model, not a curated record. NCBI's taxonomy places the organism in Eukaryota, Fungi, Basidiomycota, Agaricomycetes, Boletales, Suillaceae.